Messenger RNA from Colletotrichum siamense, 852 nucleotides. Its product is annotated as Short-chain dehydrogenase TIC 32. The transcript has 2 exons. Lineage: Eukaryota; Fungi; Ascomycota; Sordariomycetes; Glomerellales; Glomerellaceae. The record is from RefSeq and is a predicted model, not a curated record. Bases 1 to 852 code for a protein of 283 amino acids.
AUGGCCAGAUACAUCGCUGCCCACCAGAAUCCUCAGGGCCCCGGAGACGCGCGACCAACCGCCUUGCAAAUCAUCGAGGAUGAAGGACUUACUGGCGACGGGCUAUCAGGAAAAACCGCACUUGUGACAGGAGCGAACAGAGGCAUCGGGCUUGAAACAGCGCGAGCUCUACAUGCAGCUGGCGCAACUGUCUACCUGGGUGUCAGAGACCUCGUGAGCGGUCGGGAGGCGAUUGAAGACAUCGCCGGAGCUUCAACUCCAGACAGUGGAGCAUGGCUUCAACUGCUUGAGAUGUCUCUUGACUCCCUCGCCUCUGUGUGCAACGCCGCUCAAACCUUCCUCGCAAAGACCAACAAUAAGAUCAACUUACUUAUCCUCAACGCAGGAGUCAUGGCGUGCCCUAAAAGCAGCACUAUUGACGGGUUCGAAACUCAUCUCGCGACGAAUCACCUGGGGCAUUUUCUUCUCUUUCGACUACUGCAACCAGCGCUACUGGCAUCUUCAUCCCCUUUCUUUAACUCUCGCGUCGACUCCGUCACCUCGUCUCUCCAUCGACUCGGCCCGAUCGACUUCAACGACUUCAACUACGACCAUCAACCAUAUCAUCCGCUGAGAGCCUACGCCAGGUCUAAGACGGCCAACAUCUACUUGGCUAACGAGAUUGAGCGUCGAUUUGGGGAUAGGGGGCUUCAUGCACUUUCCGUACAUCCAGGCAGCGUGUUGACCAUGAUUUCCAGGCACAUGGAGGGUGACCCGCUGAAGAUGCCUGAGGGAGACUGGGAGGAUAUUCGGCAUUUAAAGAACGCGGCUCAAGGAGCGGCAACGAGUGUUUUGGCUGCGAUUGGCGGUUGA